Rosa rugosa (rugosa rose) is the source of this 990-nucleotide messenger RNA. RefSeq lists its product as uncharacterized. The coding region runs from base 1 to 990 and encodes 329 amino acids. The transcript is spliced from 5 exons. Lineage: Eukaryota; Viridiplantae; Streptophyta; Magnoliopsida; Rosales; Rosaceae. The record is from RefSeq and is a predicted model, not a curated record.
AUGAAGAGUAAGGGAAAGGAAAAGUCUCAAAGUCUUGUACAUGUGUCCAAUUUCAACUUAAAGGGCAAGGUCAAAGGAACAUGUACAUCUAGGGCAUAUCUUUCCUGGAACAAAGAAAUGGAUAAUGUGCUUGCUAAAGUACUUUAUGAUCAAAUGAAUGCAGGACACAAAGCUGAUGGAGACUGGAAACCGCAAGCUUAUCAAGCAGUAGUGGAUAAGUUGAAUACUACAUGGCAACUUGGUCUCACAAAACUUAACGUCACGAAUAGACUCAAGGCUUGGAAGAGGCAUUAUGCUAUUAUCACUGACAUCAGAAGUCAAAGUGGGCUUGUUUGGGAUGAAGAAAAAAAGAUGGUUCCAAUCACUGCAGAAAACCUGGAAAUUUGGAAUGCUUAUGUUGAGUCACAUCCUAGUGCUAAAGGAUAUCAAAAUAAGUCAAUAGAAAACUGGGAUGAUAUCGCUAUGCUAUGUGGGAAGGAUAAAACUACUGGUGAAGGAGCAGAAGACGUUGGAGAUGCUGAAGAAACUAUGGAAUUUGAAGCAGAAGAUGAAAGUGAUGUGACUCCCAAUUCACAUGCCUCAACACAUGCAGCAACUUCAAAUUGUGAUCCACAUCCUCCAAAUAAGACAAAGAAAAAGGAUCCACUAGCACAAGCAAUUGGAGAUGUGGCCAACACCUUGAAAGAAUUUAUGGCAGCUCAAGUGUCCCCACAACUCAAAGGAGAGGAUGUACAUGAAGUGGUUUCUAAAGUACCAAAUCUCAGCAAAUUACAAGUUUUCAAAGCUGUACGCAUAUUGAUGAGUGGUAACCUCGAAGAAUUCUCUCUAUUGAAGUCUAUUAAUGAUGCUGAAAAGAAUGAGUGGAUAAGAAUGCUUAUAUGGCAAUAUGAAGGGUUUGGAAUCUCUUCCUCAAUGCUUUUUUGGGGCAAUCAAGGAAUAAAGAGUGAGUAUGACAAUUUGGAUUUUCAUGGGAUGGAAUUAUGGAGAUGA